This is a messenger RNA of Lactuca saligna, 636 nucleotides long. The record is from the annotation of a GenBank genome assembly. Lineage: Eukaryota; Viridiplantae; Streptophyta; Magnoliopsida; Asterales; Asteraceae.
AUGAAGGAUGAUGAGAUGAAUAAUAAAGAUUCAUGUGAGUAUAGAGGUGGCCAAUCCACUAAUUUUAGAAAGGAUGCUAAAGAUCAUCGUGAGGGGUAUUUUCGGAAAGAACAUGGUAAAAAUUCCAUAAGAAACUCAUCUUUCAUUUCAGUAGCUAUUGAGUUUGAAACAUCUAUUGCCGAUUUCGUUGUUGUUGGCGUCAUAACAGAUCCAAGACCUAAUGACGUGUCGUCUGUUGCAUCUGAUUCUAUUAUAGUUGCUGCAAAAAGUAUAAAUGGGAUUGUUUCCGUAGGUUUCUACGGUGGUUUUUGUAGGGUAUUUGGGAUUAUAGAUUUGGAGGACAACUUAUCCCAUCCACCGAGUUUUUCUAAUUUUAAUGGCAAUGAUGGGUUCUCGGAGAAGUCAUAUAAUAAUUAUUCGUUUUUUAGUGAAAUUCAAAAUACUUUGGAAAUGGGAAAAGCAAUGGGGUAUAAUUUGGAUGGGUGUUUCGACCGAGUGAAAGAAAUAGUUGAGGGAAACGGGGAUAAAGUGGUUUUAAAAUCAAUUGUCUUUUUAUUAACAUCCAAAGAGCGGGUUGUAAAGACAAGCGGUGGUGGAUUAGAGCUUUUUGUCAUAAUCAUAAAGUUAACUUUUUAG